CGUACAGGCACUGAAGGCCCAGCAGACGAGCCAGUGCAUUGAGGCACAAGGCUUCGUUCUAGGUUGACCCGUGCAAAGACCAUAGAUAUGGCCAGCCCGACUGUCUGCAUUCGUGGGUCGACACUCACCGGUACCCGUCAUCAAGGUGUCAGGCGAUUCCUCAAUGUGCCAUACGCACUGCCUCCGACGGGCGACUACCGCUUCCUCAAGCCGCGCGCACUACCGCGUGAAUACCAGUACGGAGAUGUCGAUUGUACUGUCUUUGGGCCGAUUUGUCCACAACCGUUGUAUUUUGUUGGUGAUACCCCGAUAGGACAUCCUCCUGUUGGAUCUACGAUGAGUGAAGACUGUCUGAAGCUCAAUAUAUGGAUACCUGAUCGAGAGGCGCCUGUAGAUGGUUGGCCAUGUCUUGUUUUCGUUCACGGUGGUUGGCUACAGGUCGGAAGCCCCAAUCACGAUCCCAUGUCUGAUCCGACACUCCUAGUCUCUGCUGAUGGACUGCAACUCGAUGCAAUCGUUAUUAGUAUUGGUUAUCGGCUCAAUGUCUUUGGCUUCUUUGCAGGCACGGGACAUCCUGGCAAUGCAGGCCUUUUCGAUCAACGGUGCGCAUUGGAGUACAUUCGAGACAAUAUCCACUUCUUUGGUGGUGAUCCAAGUAAAGUCACAUUGAGUGGAUUGAGUGCCGGUGCCAACUCUGUGCAUAAUCAACUACACUAUGCUUGCUUGCAAAAGCCAGACGAGAAGCCGUUGUUUCAGCGGGUAGUGAUGUACUCCAAUGCACUGUCUGCACAGCCGAAAAUGCCCGCUGAAGUGGAUGUCCAGGUGGAUGAGCUCUGUGCUGCCUUCGAUAUCACUGCAACAGAGAUGUCUGAGCGUCUUGCAGCACUACGCAAGAUCAAAGAUACAGAUCUGGCGGCCAAGUUGCUGUCCCUUAAGCAUCACACAUUCCGGCCUGGGACGGAUGGUUCAGGAACAGAAUGCUUCAUCCCGCCAGGUUCUGCGAAUCUCGCUGAAACAGGACAUCUAGCUACAUGGCUACAAGAGCACAAGAUCCAGCUGAUGCUAGGUGAGACGGAGAAUGAGGAACAGACGUAUCGUGCUGUGAAUCCACCGACUUCUCGUGCUACAUUCUUGCCACAGCUUGAGAACUACUACAAGGCUGACAGAGCAGCUGCAUUGAUGGAGCAUGUCAGGGAUACGUUGUCUGCCAAUGAGGAUGAUGUUGAAGGGUGGAAAGAUGUAUUUGGUGCGAUUGUUGCUGCUGCACAAGUACGUGCUUCUCAACGACACUUCAUCCAUGCUCUCAUACAGCAUGGUAUGCCACUUUCAUCGAUUCAUCGGUAUCGUGUUGCGUACCGGCUGGGUUUCUACUCACAGCUUGGUGUUCCUGAAUCCAUGGGUGUUGCACAUGGCAUGUGCCAGCCAAUCUGGUGGUAUCAAAAGCAGCUUGGCUUCUCAGGGGAGGAGGUGGCAGCGGUUCACGAUUGGCUUGAGCCGUGGAAGGCUUUUGUCUGUCAGAAUGAUGGAGAUGAGGGUAUCUCCAGGGACUGGGGCUGUACCAAUGUCCAGCAGUAUCGUCGCUUCAACGAGGAUGGUAGUGUAAGUGUUGAGAAGGAUGAAGACUGGGAUCGUAUGCUGGCUAUUGGACAGGUCUUGAUGUCUUAGCUGUUUCUUUUAUAUACUUCGUCAAUAUCUCGAUAUACAGGUCGUCAGUAACAGCUAUAUUCCUCGA
Protomyces lactucae-debilis is the source of this 1732-nucleotide messenger RNA. Its product is annotated as Alpha/Beta hydrolase protein. The transcript has 3 exons. The coding region runs from base 88 to 1665 and encodes 525 amino acids. The record is from RefSeq and is a predicted model, not a curated record. NCBI's taxonomy places the organism in Eukaryota, Fungi, Ascomycota, Taphrinomycetes, Taphrinales, Protomycetaceae.